Octodon degus (degu) is the source of this 748-nucleotide messenger RNA. Its product is annotated as antigen WC1.1-like. The record is from RefSeq and is a predicted model, not a curated record. The transcript is spliced from 8 exons. Gene Ontology annotation, cellular component: membrane. Lineage: Eukaryota; Metazoa; Chordata; Mammalia; Rodentia; Octodontidae. The coding region runs from base 1 to 702 and encodes 233 amino acids.
AUGCCCUGGGAAAGGGGCCAAGAGUCUUCCCUGUGGGCCUGUGCUAGGGCACCCUGGGGACAGAGCGACUGUAAGCAUGAAGAGGAUGCAGGUGUGAGGUGCUCAGCUGAAAGGACAACAGUUUCCCCAACACAUACAAGCACCAGUUCAGUUUCAGAUCCUGUGCAUAACCACUUCUCCUUACCUGAGAUCCUCUGCAUUGUCCUGGGAGUCCUUCUCUUCCUGGUGCUCAUCACCCUGGGGAUUCACCGGUGUAGAUGGAUAACUCAACUGAAAGCCUCAUCCACUGUUAAAGAUGCAAAUGAGGAAGCCUUGUACCAGGAGAUAGAAAAGGAGGAGAUUCUGUUGGACAGACUAGAAAACAUUUUAGAUGAGCCUGAAAACAAGUUACCCUAUGAGACAGGGGACAGUGAGGAGGAUAGUGGAGACAAGGAAUCUGUCUCAGGUAAACAUGUAGAUGCCUCAGGAAAUAGUUAUGAUGAUGUUGAAGAGUUACCUGCUCCUGAUAUUUCUUCUACCUCUGGGAUGGGUAAGAUGAAUAUUUUCCCAGAAGAGGAAAGUAGUGAUGGGUGUUCUCGUGAAGGCAUCUCUCUUCAUCAUCCCAGAGAAGAUUCUAACACCAAGAUGGAAGACAAUGCCUCCCCAUUAGUGUUUAGAUCAGAAGAUACUGGUUAUGAUGAUAUUGAACUUAUCACCAUGUAAUGCCAUUUUUGAAGUAAUCAAGCCUGCAGAGAACUUUUCCCUGAUA